AUGGAACUGGUCUCUGCGGCCUAUGCCAACGACUCCAGUACGUGCAUAGAUGUAUUAAACACUGACACUAAUAUGGAUUGGCAGCAGGUUUAUCACGAAGUAGGUUUAAACCCAUUUUUAGACAUUAAAGCGAUUUUAAGUCUAAAUAAAAAAAGAUUCAUCGACAAUAUUGGCUUUGGAAUUUAAAGAUAAAGGUUUAAUAUUAUUUACAAUUGUCUGCAGAUGACGGUGUGUAAUGGAUUAGUUGAUACAUGUACGGUACUGGUGUUACGGUCGGAUAGAACAGAACAGUUUAUUGUGGCUUUUAAAGGCACUGAUACAGGUAUGAACAGCAAUUUUAAAGGUAUGCAUGUUCAUAUAAGUGCAAUACAUAUAAAAUUAAAAAGUCCUGAAAUGAUGUUGUUCUAUAAAAACAUCACUCUAACAUUUUUCAGCCCUUGAAUUGAUCGAUGAACUAAUGCAGACUCUAAAACAACAAGUAAACUUCCUAAAUGGUUUAGUCCAUCCCUACUUCUACAAAUCUUUCCAGUCUGUUUGGCCGCAAAUACAAAAAGUCCUUCAGAAUCGACAGUAUUCAUCGUACAGUGUGACAUUUUCUGGAAUGUCCCUAGGAGGUGCAUUGGCAGCAUUGUCAGCUGGGUAUACUGUCGAUCAGAGGAUACGACAAUCUUCUCAAGUUAUAUUACGCACAUUUGGCCAGCCUAGAGUUGGGGACUACAAGUUUGCCAAGACUUUGGACUAUCUCGUUCCUAACUCUUACAGAGUUGUUAACAAGAAAGAUCUGGUUGCUCACAUCCCACCAUGUCAACCGGACAUGUUAACUGGCUGUAAGAGGCACAAACGGCACUACUUCCAUCAUGGGACAGAAGUCUGGUACCCUGAGGGGUGUCAUACUGACGCAAAAUAUAAAGUAAGGUAGAAUAUUGUAAUUGGGUAGAGUAAGAUUUUAUUCUAAUUAACUUUUACUUGACAGUAACUUUUCUGUAAUAUAUAUGUUACAUUGACUUUGCUGUAUAAUACCUAUAAAACCAAAAUUUAAGAUCUGCUCAAAGAAACGGGAAGCCCCUGACUGUUCCAACUCGGUCGGUACUGGAUACAGUAUCUUCGACCACGUAGGAGGCUACUUUUACAAUGCGGGUAACUUUGCUGACAACGAUUGUCGCCUAGACUUCAUGAAUCUUGUUUAUAACACAAUAAAUAGAAGUUAA
This is a messenger RNA of Bursaphelenchus okinawaensis, 1208 nucleotides long. The record is from the annotation of a GenBank genome assembly. Lineage: Eukaryota; Metazoa; Nematoda; Chromadorea; Rhabditida; Aphelenchoididae.